Messenger RNA from Oryzias latipes (Japanese medaka), 1892 nucleotides. RefSeq names its product EF-hand domain (C-terminal) containing 1 (gene efhc1). Gene Ontology annotation, biological process: mitotic cytokinesis; mitotic spindle organization; cilium-dependent cell motility. Gene Ontology annotation, cellular component: axoneme; mitotic spindle. The record is from RefSeq and is a predicted model, not a curated record. Gene Ontology annotation, molecular function: alpha-tubulin binding. NCBI's taxonomy places the organism in Eukaryota, Metazoa, Chordata, Actinopteri, Beloniformes, Adrianichthyidae.
CCUCAAAGUGACAAGGUCAAGCAGCAGACAUUGAGGAAAAACAAGAGACUGGCAGAGGGCAAAAACAACUCCCCAAAGACCUGGAUGGCCGACUACUUAUUCAAAUGUCACUCAGCAACAGCAGGGAGGCAUCAAGAGAGCUAUAAAAAUAAUGGAAAUGGUUGCUGGAGCGAGGAGAAUUACUCAAAGGCGGCUAUUAGGAGCAGUGUUUGAAGCAGAUUGGAAAACUGGUGGAGAAGCCGAGAUGCAUUAAAGCUUGGAUUAUCAAAGAAAUCCGCCUUUCAUCGACCCCAGACUCUGGACUACAAGAAUGGCUAUCCUCUGGCUCAGCGCCUCUCCAUGGGGAUCGGCCAGGAACUUCAUUUGUCCGAACAGCUCAGCACAACAGCCCAGCAUCUCAGUGAUCUUUCCUUUGGGAUGCCAGGAGAAGAUCCGUAUGGCGCUUCUGACCGGAAAGUCUAUGAGCCUUUUAAGCCAGUUUAUGUGGCUCUGGACAAGAAGGUGCUGUGCUUCAAGGCAUUCUUUAAAGAGGAAUUCUUGAAUUCCUCUGAAGAAUACCGUGUGUGUCCAGUGGUCAUCUAUUAUCACCUGGAGGACGACACUAUGACCAUUGUGGAGCCCAAAGAGGAAAACUCCGGGUUCGAACACGGAAAGAGGCUCAAACGGCAGAAAAUACCAAAGAAUGACCACGGAGAGUAUUACCUGUGGAAAGACCUCAACAUUGGUAUGGAUCUGAAGGUGUAUGGCUUCACAUACCACAUCACACAGUGUGAUGACUUUACAAAGGAGUUUAUGGAAAGUGAAGGGAUCAUUUUGAACGAACCAGAGCCAACACCGGAAGAUCCUUAUAUCAAAAAACGCAAAGGCUCACCACAGCCUCACACUCAGCCUUCCACAACUGACAAGCUGCACCAGUUUCUCACCAUGGAUGGAAAGGUGCUCAGUUUCUCUGCUCUGGGGGAGGAUGUGAACCGUCAGUACACUUUGCCGGUUACCAUCCACUAUUUCCUCGUUGACGAUACUGUGGAGAUCAGAGAGGUGGUCUACAAAGGCAGAAGACAGAACCAUUUCCCUGUUGUGAUGCGCAGAGUGAAAAUACCCAAAAAAAUGAAAUCAGAAACGUUCCCCACCUGUGUGAUGGAGAUCUCUCACCUAGAUGUAGAUGAGUACUACUCCCCCAAAGACUUUCAGCUAGGCCAAACGGUUACACUACUCGCCCGUUCCUUCUUGCUGUGCGACUGUGACGACUUCACCAAAAAGUAUUACAAGGAGAACCACCCAGACAUGGAAAUGAAACCCUUGGAGGUGCCAGAAAAGGUGGACACACCUCAAAAAGAGAAGUUAAAAAUGGCUGCUCCACAGAAGAAUCCUCCCAAAGUGGAAAAGAACCUCGAGAAUCUCAACAAAGUAUUACGCUACAAAGCCAAGCUGGUGUCUCCAUAUCCAGAAGACAAAGAUCGUUCUUUCAUCUUAAUGUACUCUCUCUUCAAUCAAACAAUCAGCAUCUUUGAAAAGGGCACGUCCAGUUUUGACUCUGGGUUCUUACUGAGGAACAGACAUGUUCCCAAGCCAGGUUCAAGCCAGGAAAACCCAGACUUAUACUCACCUGCAGACUUUGCUAUUGGAGCCACGUCAUUUCUUUUCUUUUUGUCUGUAGUUUUUAGUCACCGCUUCAUCCUGACAGAUGCUGACCUCUAUGUGCUCAAAUACCUGGAGUCCAUCUCAGACCAGGUCCCAUCUCAAACACUGGAUUCUCUGCGACAGAAGUUAAGCACUCAAUCUAAUAAUGGUGAAGAAGUAAAAUCAUCUCAUGUUUCUCAAGUUUUCUGAUCCAAAGACCAGAUGUGCUAGGAAUUUUGCAAAAUGUCUCUAAUAAACGAAUUGCAUCUAAA